AUGGGUUUUAUGCCAUCUGCUGAGCCCUAUGCUGAGCCCUCUGCUGAGCCUUCUGCUGAGCCCUCUGCUGAGCCAUCUGCUGAGCCGUCUGCUGAGCCAUCUGCUGAGCCCUCUGCUGAGCCCUCUGCUGAGCCAUCUGCUGAGCCAUCUGCUGAGCCCUCUGCUGAGCCCUCUGCUGAGCCCUCUGCUGAGCUAUAUGCUGAGCCCUCUGCUGAGCCAUCUGCUGAGCCGUCUGCUGAGCCAUCUGCUGAGCCCUCUGCUGAGCCCUCUGCUGAGCCAUCUGCUGAGCCAUCUGCUGAGCCCUCUGCUGAGCCCUCUGCUGAGCCCUCUGCUGAGCUAUAUGCUGAGCCCUCUGCUGAGCCCUCUGCUGAGCCCUCUGCUGAGCUCUAUGCUGAGCUAUAUGCUGAGCCCUCUGCUGAGCCCUCUGCUGAGCUCUAUGCUGAUCCCUCUGCUGAGCCCUCUGCUGAGCUCUAUGCUGAGCUCUAUGCUGAGCCCUCUGCUGAGCUCUAUGCUGAGCCCUCUGCUGAGCUCUAUGCUGAGCCCUCUGCUGAGCCCUCUGCUGAGCUCUAUGCUGAUCCCUCUGCUGAGCCCUCUGCUGAGCUCUAUGCUGAGCUCUAUGCUGAGCCCUCUGCUGAGCUCUAUGCUGAUCCCUCUGCUGAGCCCUCUGCUGAGCUCUAUGCUGAUCCCUCUGCUGAGCCCUCUGCUGAGCUCUAUGCUGAGCUCUAUGCUGAGCCCUCUGCUGAGCUCUAUGCUGAGCCCUCUGCUGAGCUCUAUGCUGAGCCCUCUGCUGAGCUCUAUGCUGAGCCCUCUGCUGAGCUCUAUGCUGAGCCCUCUGCUGAGCCCUCUGCUGAGCUCUAUGCUGAGCCCUCUGCUGAGCUCUAUGCUGAGCCCUCUGCUGAGCUCUAUGCUGAGCCCUCUGCUGAGCUCUAUGCUGAGCCCUCUGCUGAGCCCUCUGCUGAGCUCUAUGCUGAGCCCUCUGCUGAGCUCUAUGCUGAGCCCUCUGCUGAGCUCUAUGCUGAGCCCUCUGCUGAGCUCUAUGCUGAGCCCUCUGCUGAGCUCUAUGCUGAGCCCUCUGCUGAGCUCUAUGCUGAGCCCUCUGCUGAGCUCUAUGCUGAGCUCUAUGCUGAGCUCUAUGCUGAGCCCUCUGCUGAGCUCUAUGCUGAGCUCUAUGCUGAGCUCUAUGCUGAGCCCUCUGCUGAGCUCUAUGCUGAGCCCUCUGCUGAGCUCUAUGCUGAGCCCUCUGCUGAGCUCUAUGCUGAGCCCUCUGCUGAGCUCUAUGCUGAGCCCUCUGCUGAGCUCUAUGCUGAGCCCUCUGCUGAGCUCUAUGCUGAGCCCUCUGCUGAGCUCUAUGCUGAGCCCUCUGCUGAGCCCUCUGCUGAGCCCUCUGCUGAGCCCUCUGCUGAGCCCUCUGCUGAACACUCUGCAGCUGCUGAGAAACAGGAAAAUAAAAAAGCUGUGGUCGGUGAGAUGGUCGGUGGGAUCUGUGGUGUGUUAUUUGCUCUCCUCAAGGUAAAGUCACAACAGCUGUCUUACAGCCACUUCCUGGUCCUGUUGCCCCUACCAACCUCUGGGAAGCUGUUGCCGUGA
This is a messenger RNA of Oncorhynchus tshawytscha (Chinook salmon), 1587 nucleotides long. RefSeq names its product coiled-coil domain-containing protein 8 homolog. The transcript has 3 exons. Lineage: Eukaryota; Metazoa; Chordata; Actinopteri; Salmoniformes; Salmonidae. The record is from RefSeq and is a predicted model, not a curated record. Bases 1 to 1587 code for a protein of 528 amino acids.